UAUUAUUUAAACUUGGGACCUGUUAACUGGGAGGUCCAAAUAUGAUGUGAACGUUCAUGAUUCCAUUGGAUUUGUAACUGAAUUGUGGCCCCAAAACACUGUAAUUUUGAUCCAGUUAGAAGUCUACCUUCUCUGCGUCCCAUGUCAAUAUUUAACAAAUGGGCCUCUUCUAUUUGUAAUCUUGCGUACACGGGGCAAUGUCCUCCCAAAUACUCACUUUCCACAGCUCUCACGAGAACAGUCAACAUGGAGGAGGGUGCCUAUAACAAACUGAUACAUCAGGAGGACAUGAGCGUGGACGAGCCGCCGCUCCGCCCAAACCGGGAGAACCCACAAGUUUCCUUGUCAGUGGCGAGGCCUUCAUCCACUUGGACCACUCACAGAGUGCUUGAAAUCACACUGGCUGUCCUUGCCGCAGUCCUAUUAGCAGUGGAUAUUGGCCUGGGAGUCUAUUACAACAACCUCACAGAUCAGUUUUCGGAUGUGACGAGCAUCAGCCGCGAGGUGGCCGCGCUGAACGCGGCCCACGAGGCCGCCUUAAAGAAACGAGCUGAAACCGACAUGCGUUUGGCACACGAGAAGCAAAAGCAUCAAGUGAUCAAGUGGGAGCUGGAAUACCAAACCAAAAGAAGCGGGUACUACGCGAAGCAGGCCGACAAAAUCCAAACGGACAUUUCAAUCUUGAAAUCCCACGUGGUAAUGAUAGAGGAGGGCUGCAGACACUGUUUACCAGGAUGGACUUUCAUCAGCUCCAAAUGUUUCUUCCUUAGCUUCUCUGACACAUUUUCGCGCAGGUCGUGGGAGGAAGCCAGGGAGUACUGCAAAAAGCACGACAGUGACCUGGCUGUGAUAGACAGCUCAGAGAAGCAGCUGAGAAUAAAUCAGCUAAUAAAUCUUCAUCAAGACCCAUCAAGAUCCUUAUCCUUUAGCGGCUUCUGGAUCGGAUUGCGAGAUGCAGAGAGUGAAGGUGUUUGGAAGUGGCUGGAUGGAACACAAUUAAAUGAAGGCUACUGGAAUGAUGGGGAGCCCAAUAACGUAGGCGAUGAGGACUGUGUGGCCACCUACCCCAGAAACAACCCCUUUAAGGGUUGGAAUGAUGCCCCGUGCGUAAACAAUCUAAAAUGGAUUUGUGAAAUGUCAGCCAGUUAGUGUCUUUUUUUUUCAUUGCCAAGAUUAAAGGAAGUCAAGGAUUGUUACAAUU
Molecule: messenger RNA, 1201 nt
Organism: Syngnathoides biaculeatus (alligator pipefish)
Lineage: Eukaryota; Metazoa; Chordata; Actinopteri; Syngnathiformes; Syngnathidae
Product: CD209 antigen-like protein B
Exons: 6
Coding region: 142-1149 (335 amino acids)
Source: RefSeq, a predicted model, not a curated record